UCGCGAUAUUGCAAAGGGAGCCUGAUUUGGGCUCCACCGUGAUGGCGUAUCCAGCCAUCGUCUGCUCAUGUCACGGCCUGGCGACGACGGUCGCUCGAAUGGCCGGUUUGCUCGAGCCGCUGUCCCUUCGGAUCUUCUGUGAACUCAUCAUGCUCCAGUCCCGUGCCUCCCAAGUUCGAUAUCGAGCUCAUCUUGUGGACCUGCACUUUGCUGCACAUCAUCAAGCCUAUCUUCACGCGACAUCCCGCUCGCGAUAGCACCAUGGGCUCAGUCCUCGAACGCAGUCGUGGUGGUUGCACCGGUCAAGCCACCGAGCUAUUAGGCGCCGAGUCCCACUCUGGUGAAUUUUGUGUCCAGAUGACCGCUGUCUGCGCAUGCGAUUGGGUGCAGUGUCCAGCUGGGCAAGCAGAUGGGUGAAAAGGCCGC
Molecule: messenger RNA, 426 nt
Organism: Paraphaeosphaeria sporulosa
Lineage: Eukaryota; Fungi; Ascomycota; Dothideomycetes; Pleosporales; Didymosphaeriaceae
Exons: 1
Coding region: 42-257 (71 amino acids)
Source: RefSeq, a predicted model, not a curated record